Molecule: messenger RNA, 3000 nt
Organism: Trichosurus vulpecula (common brushtail)
Lineage: Eukaryota; Metazoa; Chordata; Mammalia; Diprotodontia; Phalangeridae
Gene: DNAJA4
Product: DnaJ heat shock protein family (Hsp40) member A4
Exons: 8
Coding region: 182-1375 (397 amino acids)
Biological process (GO): response to heat; protein refolding
Cellular component (GO): cytosol; cytoplasm
Molecular function (GO): ATP binding; Hsp70 protein binding
Source: RefSeq, a predicted model, not a curated record
AGCUGGGGCUGCGGCCGGUCGGGCGGACCGACUUGGGGCCCGAGGGCGGCCGCUGUCCGCGCCCCUCGGGCAGCUGCCGCCGCCGCCUCAGCCAGUCCGUCCGGUCGUCCGGCCCGUCCCUCCCCGGCUCCUCGGGGCUCCUUCGCCCGCCUGACUCCCCGCCCCUUCCCGCAGAGCGAAGAUGGUCAAGGAGACUGAGUAUUAUGACAUCCUGGGGGUGAAGCCCAGCGCCGCCCAGGAGGAGAUCAAGAAGGCAUAUCGGAAGCUCGCCCUCAAGUACCACCCGGACAAGAACCCGGACGAAGGCGAGAAGUUUAAACUCAUCUCCCAGGCUUAUGAAGUACUUUCAGAUGUAAAGAAAAGGGAAAUUUAUGACCAGGGUGGGGAGCAGGCUAUUAAAGAAGGAGGCACAACCAGCGGCAACUUCUCAUCACCCAUGGACAUUUUUGACAUGUUCUUUGGCGGUGGAGGACGGAUGACCAGAGAGAGAAGAGGCAAGAAUGUCGUGCAUCAGUUGUCUGUAUCUCUUGAAGACAUAUAUAAUGGAGUCACAAGGAAACUCGCGCUCCAGAAAAAUGUAAUUUGCGAAAAAUGUGAAGGAAUUGGUGGGAAAAAGGGAUCCGUUGAAAAAUGCCCCAUCUGCAAAGGGAGAGGAAUGCAAAUUCACAUCCAGCAGAUUGGGCCAGGAAUGGUCCAGCAGAUUCAAACAGUAUGUCUUGAAUGUAAAGGCCAAGGUGAACGAAUUAACCCCAAGGACCGGUGUGAGAACUGUAAUGGCUGUAAAGUUGUAAGAGAGAAAAAAAUUAUAGAAGUUCACAUAGAAAAAGGUAUGAAAGAUGGACAGAAGAUUAUGUUUCAUGGAGAAGGAGAUCAGGAGCCAGAGCUGGAGCCUGGAGACGUCAUCAUUGUGCUUGAUCAGAAGGAUCAUGGGGUCUUUCAGAGAAGAGGCCAUGACUUGAUAAUGAAAAUGAAAAUUCAGCUCACCGAAGCUUUGUGUGGCUUCAAAAAGACCAUCAAAACACUGGAUAAUCGAACUCUGCUUAUAACUUCUAAGGCAGGUGAAGUGAUAAAGCAUGGUGACUUGAAAUGUGUACGGAAUGAAGGCAUGCCCAUCUACAAAGCAUCACUAGAGAAAGGCUCUCUCAUCAUACAGUUCUUGGUUAUCUUCCCUGAAAAACACUGGCUCCCCCAAGAUAAAUUGCCUCAGUUAGAAGCUUUACUUCCGCCGCGACAAAAAAUAAGAAUCACAGAUGACAUGGAUCAAGUAGAACUCAAGGAAUUUAACCCCAACGAACAAAACUGGCGCCACAAUGCAGAAGCGUAUGAAGAAGACGAUGAGGGCCCUAGGACGGGAGUGCAGUGCCAGACGGCGUGACGUGGCGUGCGCGGACUAGCAAACUGAUGAAUGUUGUAGCUUCGAGAAGCCCCUGACUGAAAGUUGUGGUUUUCAGGUAUCAGAGCUGGAGCCCUAGGGCAGUCAGGCAGUCGAGGGUGACUGUGCCCACCUGCGAGUGAUGCUAUCAUCUCUGGGCUCUCCCCCACUGCUGCUAAGAUGCUGCUCUGGGGAAAGAAGACAGCACCCAGGCCUGAGCUGCACCUGCCUCACCAUGCUGAGAUGGGAAGGGCAGCCCGCAGCACCCAGCCCACCCUCUGGGGGGCCUGAGGAGUUAAGUUACCAGGCAGUUUUGGACUGGAUUCUCAUACUCCUGCUAACUCUUCCAAAACGUUUGUUGGUAUAAGCAAAAACUCAAACCACAGCACCUGUCUGGAAGUGACACUGAAAACACAGCGUGGCUGCAGUGCCCUCACUGCGUAGUGCCCACCUGACAUGACCCCCUGUAUACCACCGACCAAGCCAAAGAGCUUCACUGCAGAGAAUCCUUCUCUGCACCCCACAGCCAUUGUGUGGCCCUUGGAGGCUGGGUGUCUAUAGUAAAACAGUAGCGAGUGGAGAUAUUUCCACGUGUGAGCAACUUUAGGAACAGUUUGUAAAGUUCUGUCAAUCGAUAGCACUAUGUUCAAUAUGUUACUCACCUGUCCUAUAAAAUUUAACUUUCUUUUAAAAAAAGUGAUGACUGAGGAAGUUUGCGUUUAUACUCACAUGAGAGCAUUUCUUUCUGCUCCUGGAGAGCAGAUACCCAGCUAGUGGCCCCUACGUGUCUUCCGAGGGUUUCUGUUCUCUGACAACACUGUCCCUGGCCAUUAAUGGGUCUCUUAGCUUUACUACCAGCCUAUCACAUCUCUCUAACCUUGACCUACCCAUCAAAUUGCACUGAAUUCCAUUAUAAGUGAUAAAAGUCAGCCUGCCUGAAAAGGCAUGGGCUGGCUACCAUUUGUUCUAGUGGACAAGCACACACAACCGAGGUGUGGUUGUUGACAGUAAAAUGGGAAACGGCAUCAGUUAAGUCCUGCCAAACACAAGAUAAUCCUAUUGAAACAGACCUGAUUUAGCUACAGUGGAUAAAGGCCAUUUCUUGAAUUCUGACCUGUGAGGCAAUGUAGACAUGCAAUCAGGUCGAGGUGACUAAGUAACAGUUGCUGGGCUAAGACCGAGAAGUCUCACUUAUACAGCGUUAAUGGUUCCUUUCCCAAUGACUCAAAAUAGCCAGGUUUGGCUGGUACCAUACAGCUAAGACCAGAAGUGCUCAAAGUGCAUGUGAGACUUUGUGCUUAGGGGAAAAAACAACACCUGGCCAAUAACAUUCUGGCACAGAACAGAGCAAUGUGGUGAACUUCUUUCUCCCUGUGCGCAAAUGGAGUUUCACAUUGAAAAUGAAUCAAGGCUUCUGCUCCCCCACCCUUGGCAUUUUGUGUUUUCCUAACAAGAAUGAUUAGUACUAAGCAAUGCUAGUUCUACCACAAUUUAAUUUAUUUUUCUACAUUCUUCUGUUGAUUUAAGUAGACUGUCUAGAUGGGGACCAUAGAGGGGUGUUACUUUAAAUAAUUUUUUCACCUGUAUUUUCAAGUCAUUCUGAAAAUAAAAUUGCUCUGGGAUUUGAA